GGCUACCGAACAAGGAUAGGUGAAGGUGGAGUUCAGCUUUCCGGUGGUCAAAAGCAGCGUGUUGCCAUUGCUCGAGCUCUUGUCAGAAAUCCACGAAUUCUGUUACUCGAUGAGGCGACGAGUGCUUUGGACGCUGAGAGCGAAAGCAUUGUUCAGCAAGCGCUUGAAAACUACUAUGUAGACAUUUGA
Cooperia oncophora is the source of this 189-nucleotide messenger RNA. The record is from the annotation of a GenBank genome assembly. NCBI's taxonomy places the organism in Eukaryota, Metazoa, Nematoda, Chromadorea, Rhabditida, Trichostrongylidae.